Cygnus atratus (black swan) is the source of this 2136-nucleotide messenger RNA. RefSeq names its product solute carrier organic anion transporter family member 1C1 (gene SLCO1C1). Bases 1 to 2136 code for a protein of 711 amino acids. Gene Ontology annotation, molecular function: bile acid transmembrane transporter activity; protein binding. Gene Ontology annotation, biological process: transmembrane transport; bile acid and bile salt transport; sodium-independent organic anion transport. The transcript is spliced from 14 exons. Gene Ontology annotation, cellular component: membrane. NCBI's taxonomy places the organism in Eukaryota, Metazoa, Chordata, Aves, Anseriformes, Anatidae. The record is from RefSeq and is a predicted model, not a curated record.
AUGGAGAUUUCAUCAAAAGAAAAUACUCAGUAUUUCUCAAACAACUCAAUCCUGCCUAUUGACCGAUCUUCAUUCAAAUCUGAAUCUUCUGCUUCCAAGGAGAAACAAUCAUGUUGUGGAGGUAUAAAGAUAUUUCUUGGUGCAUUAUCUUUUGUUUAUUUUGCUAAAGCACUGUCAGGAAGUUAUCUAAAAAGUACUAUCACACAAAUAGAAAGAAGAUUUGAUAUCCCUUCCUCUUUGGUUGGCGUUAUUGAUGGCAGUUUUGAAAUUGGGAACCUCCUAACCAUAAUUCUUGUAAGCUACUUUGGAGCGAAGCUUCACAGGCCAAGAAUAAUUGGAGCAGGCUGCUUAAUUAUGUCAGCGGGAACAUUCCUAAUUGCAAUGCCCCAGUUCUUCAUGGGACGAUAUCAGUAUGAAAGAUUUCCUUCUACCAUGAAUUCAACUGUUAGCACUUCUCCAUGCUUGCAGGAUAAAAGCCAAACCCCUCUCUCAGCCCUGGAAAAAUCUCAAGCCAAAAUAAAUGCAGGAUGUGAAAAAGAAGCAGGCUCUUCUAUGUGGAUCUAUGUUUUACUGGGAAAUCUUCUACGUGGAAUAGGUGAAACUCCUAUCCAGCCUUUGGGAAUUACAUACAUUGAUGAUUAUGCCAUUGAAGAGGAUGCUGCCUUAUACAUUGGCUGUGUACAGACGCUUGCAAUUAUAGGUCCAAUAUUUGGCUUUCUUCUUGGAUCCCUGUGUGCCAAACUUUAUGUUGACAUUGGCUUUGUAGAUCUUGACAGUGUAACAAUAACUCACAAGGAUGUGCAGUGGGUGGGAGCCUGGUGGCUGGGUUACUUAAUAGCAGGUGCGAUCAGUGUUGUGGCUGGCAUCCCUUUCUGGUUCCUGCCCAAACACCUCCCAAAAACAGAGGGCAGAAAGGACUCCAGUACCUCUUCUGAGCAGUCAAAGUUCAUCACUGAGGAUAACAAGGAGCAACACAAAUCUUACCAGCAACAAGUGAAGAUUGGUGAGAUGGCAAAAGACUUCUUGCCAUCACUGAAGAACCUCUUUGGGAAUCCAGUUUACGUUCUGUAUUUGUGUGCAAGUAUCCUUCACUUCAAUUCUUUAAUUGGCAUGGUGACAUAUAAGCCCAAAUAUAUUGAGCAACAGUAUGGGCAAACAUCUUCAAAAACUAAUUUUGUUAUAGGUCUUAUCAACAUUCCUGCUGUGGCGUUUGGCAUAUUCUCUGGGGGACUGAUCAUGCAGAAAUUCAGAAUCAGUGUUUUAGGGGCUGCAAAACUCUCUCUGGGAUCAUCUUUCUUUGGUUACCUGCUGCUCCUCUCUUUAUUUGCGAUGGGCUGUGAGAACUCAGAUGUGGCCGGACUGACCGUGUCCUACCAUGGAACCAAGCAGACGUCUGGAUACGAGCAAGGCCUGUUCUCAAACUGCAACUCAGACUGCAUGUGCUCCCAAAAUGACUGGGAUCCCAUCUGUGGGGAAAAUGGCAUUACCUAUGUUUCUGCUUGUCUCGCUGGCUGUCAGGCAUCCAAUGGAAGUGGGAAAAACACUGUAUUUUUUAACUGCAGCUGCGUGGGAAUUUUAGAAUCUCCUUCAAGAAGCUCCUCAGCUGUGAUGGGACCAUGUCAAAAAGGAAAUGAGUGUCCAAAAAUGUUUCUGUAUUUUCUGGUAACAUCAGUUAUUACUUCAUAUACUUUGUCAGUAGGUGGCACACCCGGAUACAUACUUCUUCUAAGAUGCAUUAAACCACACUUGAAAUCAUUUGCACUUGGUAUCUAUACCCUGGCAGUAAGAGUACUUGCUGGAAUUCCAGCCCCAGUGUAUUUUGGAGUGGCAAUAGAUACCACCUGCCUGAAAUGGGGAAGCAAACAAUGUGGGGGAAGAGGAGCAUGUAGACUCUAUCACUCCAUCACGCUCAGAUACAUGUACCUGGGGCUGACUUUGGUGUUGGGCACCAUGUCCGUUUUCUUCAGCAUUGCUGUCCUUUGGGUUCUCCAGAAGAGGUCUGCUCCGCAAGAUGAAACCCUCUCAGCCAAUGGGGAGAGAGGCACCUGUGUGACAAACAGCAGGAAAGAUAAUUUCUUCAACAGUGGCCAUUUAAUUCAGACAACUUACUGGCCAGAAAAGGAGACUAGGCUUUAG